AUGGCUCCCAAGCGCAAACGACAGGCCAGCAGCCAAAUGGACGAUGCUAGAAAGUCAACCUCGACACUAGCAGUUAAUUCCAUCUUGCAGGAAUUGCUCGGUAAUUCAGCUGGAUCAUCAACUGCCUAUCAAAAGGCCAAUAGCGAGGCUAAUCAAGGCUUAAAGUCUGCUUCUCAAUCUCACAGCAGGCCAAAGGCUCAGAUGGUCUCUAAAUCAAAGCCAGCUCGCCUUCCUAACUUCCACUUUAAAGCUGGCGAAAUAAUUUUCAUUCCCUGUGGAACAAAACAGUCUAAGAAGACCUCACAUUCGUACAUCCCACUUCUGACACCUGUUCUUCGCAAUCCCCAAGCACCAACUUUGGUGGAGGUCCAGACUCUUGAGGUCAUGAGACUAGCGAUCACAGAUUAUGUCGAUGGUAUCAUCAUCAGCAAGAACUGGUCUUUUGAGCUCUUUGACCUAGAGCUUCGCAAAUUUUUCCCUCGGCUCUUCCUUUAUCUUGAUGCCUUGCCAAAGUUGACGAAUCUAGAUUAUGAGGAGGACCAAGACGAGAUCUUUCAGUAUCUGCCCCAAUACUAUCUUUGUGUCAAAGAGAAGCGUAGGAUCGUAAUUCCUCCUGGUAUCCAAUUCCCUGAUGGGUCAUCGGUGGCACGAAAUGCAAGGAUGAAUUCGAGAGGUGGAUUUCGUGAAAAUGUGGUUAUUCUAGUCACUCGUCAAAGCAUCCCACUGUCAGUGUUGCAAGGGUGGGCGAAAUCAAAAGGGAAGGAGAAGGCCACUCUUUCAUCUAGCUCAGCAUACCAUGGUCGUACCGAGUCUGAGAGUAUAUCCAGUGACUCAGAAGACAGCUCCACCUCAUCUGAGUCGAGCUUAUCACAGCCCCCUCGCAAGACCAAAUCUCAUCGAGUAUCAACAGAAACUGAUGACGAGAUUAUGCCUGCAUCGGACUCUGAAACCAUAUCCGAGUCGGCCACUAUAGUUGACUUGACUGCAAGUGAUGACGAAUACACUGGUGACUUUUUUGGUUCUUUCAGUUUAGAUAAUCAUGAUGUUGUUGCUGAGCCAGAGGCACCUGUGGAGGCUGACCUCACCCCUUUGGAGCCUGUCUCAUCAUCUCCACUGCAGGCCUCUGUAUCUUUUGUUAUUGAUCCCAGUCUUGAUAACCCCCCAACCUUGCAGGCCUCUGGGUCUUUUGUUCUCGAUACCAGCAUUGACAACCCAUGGGAAGGGAAUCGUCUUUUCAAUUUCUAG
Messenger RNA from Suillus fuscotomentosus, 1245 nucleotides. RefSeq lists its product as uncharacterized. The transcript is spliced from 5 exons. The record is from RefSeq and is a predicted model, not a curated record. NCBI's taxonomy places the organism in Eukaryota, Fungi, Basidiomycota, Agaricomycetes, Boletales, Suillaceae. Bases 1 to 1245 code for a protein of 414 amino acids.